AUGCUUGCAAGAAUUAGGGAAGUAGUUAGUAUUGCUAAUGGCUCUACUAGCUCUGAUCCGGAGAGCAAAAGGCAAGCGAUUGAGUACUUCGAGCAAUUGAAAAAUGAUGUUCAGUCCACAGAGAUAUUUGUCUCUUUGAUGACUGAUGAAGGUUCUGAUGACCUUAUGAGGUUUGUGGCAUUACAAGUCGUCUGCGAGCAAAUAGGCAACGGCAUCCUCUCCCAAGCGCAACUAACUUUUGUCAGAAAUGCUGCCAUAGAACUACUAAGAUCAAAAGUCAACGUACCGAAUGGGAAUCUGAAAAGUACACCCGAAUAUAUUAGAACAAAGAUAGCAGAGUUGGUAACAAGAUUAUUCUAUGUUUUGUAUCAAGAUCAAUGGCAGAGUUUCUUUCCAGAUUUAACGGAAAUUUUACAGAUCCAAUCAUUGCUCGAAAAUCCAAAUGAGAAUUUCUCAUUGAUAGGUAUUGAUUAUUUUUGUAGAAUUUGCGUUUUUAUCAAUUCUGAGAUUGCAGACCAGACUUUUGUGAGGUCUAAAGAAAUACAACAGAAAAAUAAUGAUCUAAAAGACCAAAUGCGUGUACAAGAUGUACAACGAUUAGUUACCAUAUGGAUUAAUACUUUAAAGAGUAUAGCACCAAAUAAACAGCCUGAUAUUGCCAUAAUGAUUAUGGCAUGCAUAGGGUCUUAUAUUUCAUGGAUUGAUGUUACGUUGAUCGUGGUUCCUGAAUAUGUUUCCUUGAUUAUCAACUAUCUAGAAUUUCCUGAAACUAAAAUAUCCUGUGCUCAAUGUUUAUGUGAAAUCAUAUCUAAGAAGAUGAAGCCUGUUGACAAGUUGUCACUUCUCAGUUUGUUAGAUUUAACUACAAAGGUGGCAUCAUUUGACAAUAGUGUAGAUGAUGUAGACAUUUCCGAACAAUUGGCAAGGCUUGCAUCUGCUGUGGGUACAGAACUGACUAUUAUAUUAGAGCAGUGCAACGAGGCUAAUCCUCCAACAGAAGAAUCCCAGCAGUUAUUUUCCGCAGCAGAUCAACAAAUCCUGUUGCAGGUUAUUCCUUUGAUUCUGAAAUUUAUGUUACAUGAAUAUGACUCUGUUACACAACAAAGUUUUCAAUUUAUAUCACAAUAUCUAGCCGUCAUGAAGAAAAUGUUUGCUGUGGGUGGCAAGGCUGGAUCAGUUGUUGCUGUGAAUUCCAAGAGGCAAUCGCUAGACUCAGCUCAUGAAGAGUUUUUAGUUUCAUUACUACAGGUAUGUUUCAAAAAGAUGAAAAUAGAUGAGUCUUGUACAGAAGAAAGUGUUGAUGAUAUUGAAGUGUUUUGUGAGAGUAUUAGAUCCAAACUUAAGGUGUUCCAAGACACAGUUGCUGUUAUCAAUCCUCAAAUUUUUUUAACUAAUAUAUCAGCUUGCAUUCAAAACCUAAUAAACAGCGCGGAUUGGAGAGAUAUAGAAUUGGUCAUUUAUCAACUUCAUAAUCUCAGUGAAAGUAUAAGAAAUAAUUUAUUUGGUUUACCGAAAAAUCAAAUCAUUAACUCUGAACCCUCUAUGAUUAUGAACAAUUUCAUGCGGUUAUUACUAGAUAACAGUACCGUUUUCCAAAUGGAUAGUUCUUACGUACAAAUAUCAUUUUUCGAGUUGAUAGUAAGACAUUAUCAGUUUUUGUCUUUCUCUGGUACGAAAGAUGAACUGUCAUUACUGAAUAUUUUUUGUAGCCCCUUUGGUAUGUUUAACAAAAGAGAAAAGACCAGAUUACGCACAUGGUAUUUGUUUUCUAGGCUUUUAAAAACUACCAAGCCAAAGUUUCCGAUUUCUGUUCUAAAUGAGAUAGUUGGCAAGAUAGCACCAUUACUACCAAUAAAGGUGUAUUCAUUGAAUAACGAUGGUGUCGAGGAGGAUUCCAUUUUUGAAAGUCAAUUAUAUCUCUUUGAGGGUUUAGGAGUAUUAAUUGGAGGAAACACCGAUUCAAACUUUGAAAUCUUGAAUGAGAUCUUAACACCAUUAUUCACAGAUCUUGAAGCUUGUAUUUCCUCUUCACAAGAACAACCUCAAGUUGUGUUACAAUGCCAUCAUAUUUUACUCGCUAUAGGGACUUUGGCAAGAGCAGUUCAUUCGGGUUUAGUUCCUGAGAACAGGGUCAAUAAUGCCCUAGUAAGUAAAAAACUAAUUCAUAGAUCCUUGAUUGAAAAGUUCAUGAAUAUUGCAGAGGUGGUUCUAGUCACAUUUUCAUAUUUCAGUAAACAUGAGACAAUUAGAGAUGCUUCCAGGUUUACGUUUUCUCGUCUAAUACCAAUAUUAAGUGAUGAUAUAGUUCCAUUUGCUAAUAAGCUGAUACUUCUUUAUUUGGAAUCUAAUUUGAAAAUGAUGGAAAUGAGUGAUUUUCUAAGUUUUUUGGGCCAAAUGAUCCAUAUGUUUCACAAAGAGCAAAGUUGUUUCGAAUUAUUUAAUAACCUCCUUGGACCAGUUAUUAGUAAAGUUCAUGUGUUAAUGACACAAAUUGAGCAAGAGAGGAAUGGUGAAGAAAAUCCUGAAUGGAAUGGCACAACUUUGAAUAAAGGGCAUGGCUCUAAUGGAAAGAAUAUAAUUAUUACGGAUGCAUUCAGGGACAAGAUGUUACUCAAAAAGGCUUAUAUGGGUUUUCUGCAGUCAUUUGUUACUAAUAAUGUCACAUCAUUGCUACUAACUACACAAGGAAGAGAGGUGUUACCAACAAUUUUAAAUGACGUAUUGGAAUACACUCCACAAGAGAUUCAAGAACUAUCGGUAAUGAAACUUUCUUUGAAUGUCUUAGUGAAUUUUGUCAAAUUUUUUGGGAGUGGUAAGUGUACUGAUCCUGAGGAUAUGUAUGCUGCUUCCAUUGAGAAGCUUGAUGGCCUGAACGAGUUUUUCAUUACAAAAGUUAUUCCCUUGGUGUUUGAAAUCCCAUUUAAACCCGAAUACAAAUUCAAUGUAAGAGAGGGUAGCUGUAGAGUGAUUGCUUCAGAUCUUUCAAGAUUAUUAUUGGAACUUUAUCUUCAAAGUGGUGGUGGAACGAGUAUUGAUACCAAUCCAUGUCUAAAAUACUUGACAGAAGUAUACUUACCUAUGGUACAAUUCCCUCCUGAGUUAAUCAUGGACUUGGUACAGAAUUUAAUUACAUCAAAUCCUAAAUCCUUUGAGAAAUAUUUUGUUCAAUUAAUUACUAAUUUCACAGCUUAG
This is a messenger RNA of Nakaseomyces glabratus, 3192 nucleotides long. RefSeq names its product Ran GTPase-binding protein LOS1 (gene LOS1). Gene Ontology annotation, biological process: tRNA re-export from nucleus. Gene Ontology annotation, cellular component: cytoplasm; nuclear matrix; nuclear pore. Gene Ontology annotation, molecular function: small GTPase binding; tRNA binding. The record is from RefSeq and is a predicted model, not a curated record. Lineage: Eukaryota; Fungi; Ascomycota; Saccharomycetes; Saccharomycetales; Saccharomycetaceae.